Messenger RNA from Pleurotus ostreatus (oyster mushroom), 2082 nucleotides. RefSeq lists its product as uncharacterized. Gene Ontology annotation, biological process: magnesium ion transport. The record is from RefSeq and is a predicted model, not a curated record. The transcript has 4 exons. Lineage: Eukaryota; Fungi; Basidiomycota; Agaricomycetes; Agaricales; Pleurotaceae. Bases 1 to 2082 code for a protein of 693 amino acids. Gene Ontology annotation, cellular component: membrane. Gene Ontology annotation, molecular function: magnesium ion transmembrane transporter activity.
AUGAGCUCGUGGUCAUCAAGCUCAUCGUCGAGCUCAAUUUCUGCGCAAAUGGAUCUGCACCUUGCCGACACCUAUAUCUCCAUUCCUUUAGGCAUAUUCAUUGGCCUUCUCGCUUCAUUCAUCCAAUCUCUCGGCCUCACAAUCCAGCGAAAGAGCCACGUUCUCAACCAGCAACUUCCAGAGCAUGAGCAGCGUGUAGAACACCGCAGACCUCUCUGGCUACUGGGCUUCACCAUCUUCAUAUCUUCCAAUAUCCUGGGGUCACUAGUGCAAAUAGCCUCGUUGCCAGUUGUCAUUCUUGCUCCUCUAGGCGCCGUAUCUCUGUUAUGGAAUGCAUUCUUCGCAAGAAUGCUUUUGGGAGAUGUCUUCUCUCCCUGGAUGAUCCUUGGAACCCUUCUCAUUGCCGGAGGAGCCGUCCUCAUUGCCGUUUUCGGUAUCGUCCCCGAACCCACACACUCAUUAGAGGAUCUGCUUGCCCUUUUCAGGCGACCUCCAUUCGUUGCCUACUUCUCUACUCUCGGAUCCGUCGUCUUCGUCGCUCUCGUUGUUAGCCAUAUAGUUGAAUACUCCCUCUCGCGCCGCACCACCUCGUAUGAUACUCCAUUGGUCACAACAACACCAGUGGUUCAUGCUAGCCUACCAGAGAACCCGUCUACCCUUACGACAGGUGUGACAAACACACUUAGCGAAGCUAUCACAACCGAAAGGACACCUCUUCUCACCCGCAAGAACCGCACAUUGUCCUCUGCAUCAUCCACUAAUUCAUCAUUCCUCACUGGCUCUAAGGGAGCAUCCAUUCAGCGAACGCGGCUUCUGCUAGCCAUUUCUUAUGCUUCAUUCUCUGGCAUCCUCUCGGGGAUGUGCUUAAUAUUCGCCAAGAGUGGGGUGGAACUACUUGUGCUAUCGUUACGAGGGCACUUUCAAUUCUGGCGAUGGGAGUCCUGGGUUCUAGUCCUGGGGCUCGUCGUUUUCGCCCUUCUCCAGCUCUGGUACCUUCACAAAGCACUUGUGUUGGCUGAUCCGACCCUCGUCUGUCCUUCGGCGUUCUGUUUCUACAACAUAUCUUCGAUCGUCAAUGGUCUCGUAUACUACGACCAGUUCUCCAUGAUCCCGCCUCUCCAUCUCGGCCUCGUUGGCCUUGGUAUGGCCGUACUUCUCAGCGGCGUCUGGGUCGUCAGUAUCCAGUCCUCAGAUGAUGCGGCUGAAGAUAGUGAUUGGAGUGACGGGGAGGUUAGUAGCUUGAGUGACGUCGAAGUUGCGUCCUCCCCACGACAAUUACAACCAUCCACUCGAGUGGAUGACGAUGUCGAAGAAAGCAAUGACGAAGACGCAGAUGUCCUAGCGGAGCGAUUGGUCAAGUCAGAGUCUAAUAUCGCAGAAAUAGCGCCUUCCCUUGAUCAUGCUGCCGCUGCACAGCGUCUUGGCUUUGGACGACCUCCACGGCCAGUGUCUUCUCACAGAGAGGGCGACACUUCCACUCUAUUGCCCCCAACAUCCUCUCUACGACCCUCUUCUCAUGCGAGACAGUCAUCUGACACUAUACCACUUUCUCUCGAUACCUCCAAUCGGUCAAGUCGACAUCGUAGAAGGCCAACCAUUGAUACCUAUACAGGACCCUUCCGUAACCACGGCAGUAAUAAACAUCUUACCUCUCCACGACAUGCCAACACUCUAUCUCAUCUGUCCCCCGCGGUAUCCACGCUUAGUGGAUUCCAGAUAGGGUUGUCUCCUGUGAGUCCUGGAUUCUCUAUCGUCCCGAGGGAACGGGGCCCUAGGAGAAUCAGCGGAUUGGGGGCUUCUUUGGGCGAGGAAUCUGGGCAUGAGCGGAGGCGACGGACAGUGAGUGAAGGAGACUUCACCCGAACAGUGGCAUUGUUGGGCGAAGACGAACAGCGGCGCGCUGAUUUGGCUGAAUCUGGAGGACACGCUGAGCGCGGCGACGAUUCAAGUGACAACGAGCGACGGGCCCAAGGAUCUGGAACUCUUGAUAGCGGCGCAAAGGGCAAGGGUAAGAUGGGUAGCCGACCAGCGAAAGGUCGAUGGAAGUGGUUGAAGGGCGUCUUCAUGACGCGUCGGGACUGA